AUGUUCACAGAUGUCUCAGGAUUUACGAAUCUGACCGAGAGUCUUUCGAAAUUGGGAAACGAAGGACCAGAAUUAACUGCCUUUGUAAUUAAUAGAUAUAUGGAAUUACUAGUGAAAGCGAUAAGUUAAAGUGGAGGUGACAUAUUGAAAUUCGCAGGAGAUGCCAUGAUUGUUGUGUGGCCUCCUUCAUACAAAACAGAUAUUGUACAGGUGCAUGAAGAUCUAAGACUAACUUGUAGAAUGGCACUUUAAAAUGCAUUGGAUAUCUAAAACAAGUUAAAUGAUACAUGCAUAUUACCAGAUUUGAAAUUAUCAGUCAAGAUUGGAUUUGGAAUUGGGGAUAUCAACAUAAUCUAUGUAGGAGGAGUCUACAAUCGAUCAGAAUAUCUGGCCACAGGAGAACCAUUGUUGUAAGCAUUCUAAAGUGAACAUUGCGCUACCAAAGGAGGAGAAACCAUAAUAUCGAAGGAAGUCUAUGAAUUUGUAAAGGAUUACUUCACAUUCGAAACUAUCAACCAUGACAAUAAACAGUUUUAUCUGGUGAAGAAAUUGAAUGCAUACAGUAAAGUUAAAUUGAAGGCCGAGGCGACUCUCAUCAAAAAUUCAAUAAUUUUGAAUCCCAAAAUUUUGUAAUAAUUAGCGAUGUUUGUCCCUGCAGCACUCAAACCAUAUAUGGAGAUAGGAUUAGAGAGAUGGGGCAGUGAAUUAAGAAGAGUGACUACUAUGUUCAUCAAUUUGAGUAUAGAUUUAUCAGAUGCUAAAACAGAUUCAGGACUACAGAGAAUACAAAACGUAAUUAGAACUGUUCAGUAUUGUGUCUAUACCUUUGAAGGUUCUCUAAAUAAAUUAUUGAUGGAUGAUAAAGGUUCCACUUGCAUUGCAGUAUUUGGAUUACCACCUGUAAGUCAUCAAAAUGAUCCAGUGAGAGCCAUUUAAUCAGCAUUUCUAUUAGAGUCAGAAUUGAAAAAGAUCAAGUGCAAGGUUGCAAUUGGAAUAUCAACAGGAAUAGCCUACUGUGGAGUCGUAGGAACCUCUGGGAGUAGAAGAGAAUAUUCAGUGUUAGGGGAUUGUGUUAAUUUGGCUGCGAGAUUGAUGUAAAUUGCAACCUAGCCAUUUUCACCUUGCAUCCUAAUAGAUUAGUAAAGUGCAAGCGAUGCCUAGACCAAGAUCCAAUCCAUCUUUUGGAGUGAAAGGAAAGUUAAGGGAAAGGAAAAAGGAGUAUUGAUAUACGAGCCCUUGUGUCUAUAAGAGGAUUUUAAGAAAAUAAAAGAUAUCAAUACUCAUCUUGAAUUUAGAGUGAUGAAUACUCAAUCUAUGGGAAGUGUAACCAAUCUCAAUACUAUCGUAUCCUCGAAAUCUCUCUAAUGUCACAAUAAUCUAUCAUCAACUAUCGUAUUUGAUAAAUACCAUAUUAAUUGUAGAGAAUAUGAUGAGGAACUCUAACCAGUUGGUAGAAAACAAGAGAUCAAUUAGAUAAAGGAUUUUAUUCAAAAAUUUUUAGAUGAAUUCAAAAAAAACAAAUAUGUUCAAAAUAGAUUAGUGUUGAUUCAAGGUGAGUAUGGUAUUGGCAAAUCAUUUUUGGCUAAAACUGUGCUUAAAAAUAUUGAGUCUUUAUAAAAUAAAGAAGCCCUUUUGGAGAUUAUGAUAUCUUCCUUAAAUCCAUCUAGCAGAUCAAAAUUAUUGAACUCUAUUAGAAUUUUCUUAAGAAAUAUUUUUCUAUCGUAUGCAUAGAGAUUAAAUAAAGCAGCAAAUGUUGAAUUAAUAUAAUAGAUUUAUGAAUGCGACUCGCAUUUAGCCAAUUUAAUUAGCUAAGUGUUGAGUCUUACUGUAAAUGAUAUUAAAGCCAAUACGAUUAGAGAAGACUUAACACUAGCAAAGUCAAUUAAGAAAUUUGUCUAUAAACUAAUUAGCUUAUAUUUAGAAUAGGAAUAACUCUAAGCUCAAAUUUAAAAUGAGGAUUAAAUAUAAGAAUAUUAUUCCUAGGCAUUGAUAAUACUGAUUGAUGAUAUGUAAGAUUCUGAUGAUGGAUCAUUAUAUCUGUUGAAAUCCAUUCUCAAAAACUUUAAAAAUAUUUUAGUUGUUGGUUGUAUUAGGAAUUAAUUUAAGGAGUUUUCCUUUUUUGAUAACAAUAAUCAUAAAUCUGAAUGCCAAUCUGAAUUCUUAAGCAAAAUGAUUGCAAAACAAACAAAUAAACUUACAAUUAAUUUGAAAGGACUCAAGUAGGAUGAUUAGUUGUCAGAAUUAUUUGAAAAACAUUUCAAAAUCAAAUCUUUUAUUUGCAUGGAAGAGGAUUAGAAAAAUCAAGAAUAAACUAUGUUUGCACGUAGAAAAAGAACAUCAUCUAUAGAUGAUAUUUAUGAAAUGGUGGAAAUACUCAAAAAGAUAAGAGAUCCAUUGAUGUUUUGGGAGUCAAAACCUGAAUUAGAGGAAAUGGAUUUUAAUUCUCUAUGCAUCAAUUAUUUGUAUGUGAGAACUUGUGGUCAUCCAUUGAAAAUGAUCUAUUUAAUGAAACAUUUAUUGGACAAUCAUUACAUAAUUCUAGAUGAGUAAAGAAACUUAGGAAUGGCCUCAAAAAAGUUUCGCCAACUCAUCAAACAUGAAGAAUGGUUAGAUGUUGAUGCGCCAUUGAUGACUGUCUAAAUAAAUGGUCCUUACAUUGAUAAGCUCACUGCAGUGCAGCAAUUAAUCUUAAAGUAAGCUUGCGUAAUCGGAGAUAUAUUCGAUAUCUAAACUUUAAAUUAUGUGAAUCCGUUUAAAGAUUUUAUUAGACAAAAGCCUUUAAUAAAUGAAUUAAACGCUCUGUAUGAAUUAGGGAUAUUGGAUAUAAUGAACAUGGAGAUUGAAAAUAUUUAUUAUAGAUUUUCGUAUUCAUUUUUUAGAGAGACAAUCUAUUAGAGAAUGACUUAUGCAUAAAGAAGACAGGCCCAUAAAAAUGUAGCUUUGGCAUUGCAGAAGAUACCCCAACCAUUUGAUUAUCAUAACAACAAAGAGUAUACUCGAAUGCAAUAUCAUUGGACCUAGGCGUAAAAUAGAAAUUCAGUUAUUAUAGAUGAAGGUACUUUACUACCUAGAUUGACUCUUUUCGAAAAGAAAUAAUUGAUAAUAAAAAAGAUAAAAUAGAUACUAGAUUAAAAUAGAAGAAAUGUUCUAUUGAAAUCUGGAUACAUUAAUAAAAGAUCUGAGAAGGGUUUAUAAUGGAACUGGCGAUUUUGUGUGAUUUCAAGCGAAUAUUUAAUAGUUUCUUAAGAGGAUGAUAAUCCUGAACAUAUUUUAACUAUUUAUUUGAAACACAUUCAACUGAUUGAGAGAGAGUUUAAUAGUGAAUAUUUUGCUUUAACUAUCACCACUUCUUAAUGGAGUAGAGGAAAGCAAGUAUUUGAGAAUUAUAGGAAAGUUUACUUUGCUCUUGAAACUGAAGAUGAAUUGAAUGAAUGGAUUACAUAUUUAGAAUUUGCUAAAGCUUAUGCAAUCUAUAUGGAUUUUGUAAAUAAUUUCGGUAGAAUCUAAUUUCCAUUGUCAUCAAAUGAAUAUGAUUUUCAAUUAGAAAGCGAAUUACAACGUGAUAAUAGAAGAAUAGCAAGAUUAGGCUUGAUAGAUACUAAUAUUGGAUUCGAGAAAAUUUAAGUUAGACACACUAAAGCAACAACAAGCAGAGCUACCAUGUAGAGAAAGCAUAAGCCAAGAAAGUCGAGUUUGUUUGCUGAAGGAUAUAGAGGGAGUACUUCAAGUUCUUAAUAGAAUACUUCCUUAUGUAAAUAAAUUAUAUAAUUGAUUUAGAACAGCAGAAAGGAUAAGAUUUAUCAGAAUUAAAAUUGA
Molecule: messenger RNA, 3816 nt
Organism: Paramecium tetraurelia
Lineage: Eukaryota; Ciliophora; Oligohymenophorea; Peniculida; Parameciidae
Exons: 3
Biological process (GO): cyclic nucleotide biosynthetic process; intracellular signal transduction
Source: RefSeq, a predicted model, not a curated record